This is a messenger RNA of Brassica rapa (field mustard), 8489 nucleotides long. Its product is annotated as ATP-dependent DNA helicase pif1-like. The record is from RefSeq and is a predicted model, not a curated record. Gene Ontology annotation, biological process: telomere maintenance; DNA repair. Gene Ontology annotation, molecular function: DNA helicase activity. Lineage: Eukaryota; Viridiplantae; Streptophyta; Magnoliopsida; Brassicales; Brassicaceae.
UAUGUUGUUGCUAUGUUCUGUUAUGAACAAAAGGAUUGUUUGUCUUUUUCACAUAAUUAUAUGACACUACUUCUUGAGCUAAUGACCUGUUAGCAAUUUUUUUAUACUAAAUGAUACGUGCAUGAACCAGAUGAACGAUGGCUAAACAAGGUAGACCAAUGAUCCGAGCAAGGACCAAAAGAAUAAGAGAAGAGGUUGUGGCCUUUGUUAGAAAUAAUAAAAUAAUUUGUUCGUUGUGCAUUUGCAGUAACUUUAUCGGCUUCAUACAUGAGUGUAUUAGAUCACUCAUUGUCUAAAACAUACUUAUGUGGACACACCAUCUGCUUUGGAGCUUUCUUCGACCUCUUCUAAUUUAUUCUCCCCACAUGACUCUAUCCAUGGGUCUACUUUGUUUGCUAUGCUUCGUAGCCGCCAUUAUUGGAUAGACGCCAUUAUUGGACCGUUUCUAUGCGAAUUAGUGCAAAAUUUGGACUCUAAAUGGUGGUCAGAAGAUUAAAGGAAAAUAAUGAAUUCCUCUUUAUUUUUAACAGAAUUAUACACUGUUUAUAAAAAUAUUUUAUGCAUUUUUAUUCUCUUGCUUUUUAUUUCUAUUGGUUUCCAAAUAGAGACUGUAUAGAGCAUUAGGAGUCCAGUUGAAGUUUUUGAAUCAAACACAAUCGGCUGAUACUGAUUAAAGAUGUUCAUCGCCUUUUUAAGAUGUGAAAGUCAGGAUAUUUUGCACAAUUUGAUGCUUGAAUCACAAACGUUCUCUAUAUCUCCAUGUCCAAAAACGCGGGUGCCUAGCCUCCUAGGCGGUCAACUAGGCAUUUGGCACAGGGGCACAAUAUCGAAUAAACCCAAAUGGGAUUACUUACUUGGAUCCCAAUAAUCGGCCGGUUAAAAUGAUUAAUCGGUAUUGUACAGAUUUUUCUCCCAUUAAUAACGUAACAUUUGAACUUUUGGGCAAGUUUUGGGCUCUUUAUAAAUCCUAACUUGAAAAAUUAUACAAAAGACUUGGUAAUAACUCGCGCCUUGUGCUAAAUGAAAUUAUUAAUUUUAUUACUUUUUAAGAUAGUAAGACAUUAGGUCUGUGUAAUCUUUAUAUCGAUUUGGUUUAAGGUUGGUUUAUGGUUUUUAUCUACUAAAAUAAAACUACAAUUCUGAAUCAAUAUUUAUUUUGUUUAUUCGGUUAAAAUGUUUGAGGUUGGUUUUUUCGAUAAAAACCAAAAUGUAUUAUUAUUUGUUUGGGUUCAUGUUAAUAUGAAUUUUAGACAACCGUGAUGUUGAACUAAUGGUUUCAUAUUAUAAUUUCUAAAUGCAUGAAAGAUUAAAUCAAAUCUAGAUAUUAAUUGAAAAAAAAAGAAAAUUAUUAAGACAAAUCAUUUCAUUAGAAUUUGGUCGAUGGAGAAAGGAAACAUUAAAAAAAUAAUAUUUCAGCUUCCAAGAAAAUGAAAAUCCUCACUUGUAGUGAAUAUUUAGUUAUAUAUGUGCUCACAUCAAUGUGCACAUGUAUGUAGGACGACACAACAUAUCCGUAAAUUUUGAUUCGAAUAGUUAUAUGUUUCGAUUCGAACAUAAAAUCCAUAGAAAAUGAAACAAGUCACAAAUAAUAUUUUUAGAAACAGAUAUCUGAGUCUAUUUGUUAUAUGAUAUAUAUACAUAUAUUUAAUGAAUUAUGUAUAAUUUAUAUAAAUAAUCUAUUUUAUAUAAUUUUUACAAUAUUUUUAUUUUCUAAAUUUAUUAAAUUAGUUAUUAGUAUUCAAAAAAGUAAAUAAAAUUUUUUGUAACAAAAUUUAUUAUUUCAUAUUCUUCUAGAUUUUAUUUAUUUUUCAUUAAUUUAUUUAUUUUUACGGAUCUAAUCGGAUAUCCGGUUAAAAAUCUAAAAUUUUCCAAAUAUCCGGAACACUGUAUAUCCAGAUGGCUACUAAUCAAAUCAAAUCGGAUGACUAAUUAUUCGGACGAAACGGAUCAAAUCACGAAUACUUCCAAAACUUCGGAUAUCUGAUUUGUGCCCACUUUUACAUGUAUGUUUAUGUAAAAUAUAUAUAAAGGUGAAUGAUAAAUAUAUAGAGAUACAUCUAUUAACAUUAAAAUACGUUUUUGUUCAAAAUAAUACAUGAAAGAUAAAAUUCUUUAAAUAAAAAUUACUUAAAAAUAAAAUAAACCUAGACAUUAGUGAAUUUUUUGAAAAUUGUUUUUAAUGUAUAAUUUUUGUAUAAUUCGUAGAACCAUGCAUCUUAGCUUUAUAUUUUAAAAAAUAAUAUAUGUCUAAGCACAUCUAUCCUAUACUAAAAGGAAGAUAUACUCAACUCUCAACCUGUCCACCUAGGAUAAAAAAAUUAGCCAAUCAUAGAAGUUUAAUUCGCCAUGUCAUAACUGCUUUAACGUGAUAUAACUUGUGCGAGAGUACUCAUUAUGGGCUUCUAAUAAUUUUUCCUGGCCAAUUUAAAUCAGCCCAAAUACUGACGAUAUCAUAUUACCUUUUCUGCUCUUCCACUUCACCAUCGUCGUUGCCGUUUCUGCAAAUCACCAUUUCUUAUGGAGUUAUUGCGAUUUACUCUCAAUAAUUCAAUCCAGAUCUUUACUCUUAUCUUGAUGAGCGAUGCUAUCCUUCCACCUCCCUUUUAUGUCUCCUCCUCUUAUAUGAAUCCUUUUGUAGACAAGCCUGCUAUGUUGUUUACUCCUCUUGCAAUUUUAGUUUUUUUUGUGCCCGUCGAAGCCGUGGCCUCAAAUCCGGACGGAUCAAAAUUAAUUAUCGUCAUGAAUCAGUGUUGUCUUCCACUACCUCCAUACAUAAGCUGAUGACUCCUUCCAGAGUUAAGACUUAUCCUCCCAGCAGGUUUCCGCCGGCUGACCUACGUGGCUGAGAAGCGUCUCCGGCGAAGCUAUACUCGGUCGAGUUCAAUUUCGAUCCGAUACUUUUGAAAAGGUUAAAAUUAAGUUUCUCUUAUACUUUCAUCUCUUUAGAGUUUUGAUUGGGUACUGUCUGCAAUCUAGAGAUUGAUUUCAGAUUUUUCCCUUUUAAUAGCAACAACGAAAGGUAAAGGGAGCGAAAAGCAUGAACAUACCACAUGUUUUUGGUUUAAGCCAGCGCACAUGGUUUUCAUGGACAGAGAUUAUACGAAGAAGAAAGUUCGAAGCUUAGUAGCUGAGUCUUCGAAGUUUCUGUACGCCAUUCCGGUGACUAAGACAAGAGCAUUCUGUGAGGUUCUCUCUAUUGUCUCUUCUCCCCUGCUAUUAAUAAUUGUAUCACAAACAGUUUGGCUCUGUUUAGCUGGAAUCACUUCAUGUGAUUCACUUGCAGGAGACAUGCCUGGCCUCAAAAGAUGUCAUGUCCUUUGAUUUGCUAAAAAAGAAGCUCAUGUUAAGAUUAGAUACACUUGGUAUAAAGACUAUCAAAGAGGUAAAUCUAUACAAUGAAAUAUUUUUUUUUUGAGAUUGACUUUGUUGAACAAUAAUGAUAAAGUUAUGUUGGUCAAAGGUCAUUGUUAAUUCUCGAAUAAACUACAUGGAUGGUCAUAUAUCCCAGUCGGUGGUUCCUUGCCACACACUAAACAAAAUAAUCUUGCCCUUUGGUGUUGCAGCUAGAAUGGUACAUCCCUCAACAGGUAGUGAGAGCAAGCCUUAAUUUGAGUUCUGGUUAUUAACAUAUUUUAGUAGUAUUGCACCAUGUCUUACUCACUAUCUCUCAGUUAUAGCAGGUUAUUCAGUUGUGGCCUCUUUGUUUGAAGAUCCAGAUUACGCAUCAGACAUAUAGGAUAUACUAAAACAUGAUAUUACUUCCUUCACCAAACACAUCAACAUCAAUAUUUCAACACAAGGUGAUCUCUCCUUGACCAACUGAGUUUAUAGCUUUCGGAAAAUUAUAAAACAUUUUAUGAACUUCCCUUUUUUGGGUACCUUGGAUAAUUUACGGCAACAAGAAAGGAAACGAGAAAGAGCAUUAUUUCUCUUCGACGUUGCACACAUGCUUCAUCUUAGGCUUUAGAAGCUUCUUCCACAUUUUCUUCUGCCUUCCAUAAUGGUAAGGCAUCCCAUAUCUUAAGACAUUGAUUUGAUUCAGAUAACAAAAAAUGUAUGGAAAAUCAAGAUCAUUUCACUUGCUCAGGGGGUUUAUAGAAUCAACAUUAUCAUGCCGUUGUAGUAAUCGUUUAGUAAAUGUAGUGUAUUUUGUCUAAAGUUUCGAUGUGAUUGAGACAAUUUAUUAUAAUGCACCUUAAUGAAAUAUGUUGAAUUGAAGCUCCAAGAAGCAGCAACAGUUGGAAGUCAAAAUGAUUCCGAGACUAAGAUUGGCCUUGAUAUAAGUAGAAAGAAACAACGUUGAGGUUGGUCUUCCUCAACGGUCAAAGUGUGUCGUUCUAAAACCAAUAAUAAUUAUUGCUAAAUCUCAGUUUUGGGCUGCACCAGUAUCCGCUACAAAAUGCAUCGGGAUGUCUUUGAUAAAAAUGCUAAGGUUAUUUAAAUCAUAUGAUCUUACAUGCAACCGCUCUUCUCAGCAUCGAGCCUUUUUAUAUAUUAUGCUAAACUUCAUUGGUUGUCAGAAAAAAAAGACGUGACUUCAUUGAAAAACAUGGACAUUAGAUUUAGUUAGUUUGGUUACCUACUAGAAACGAACAUUAGUUAAAAAGGUAUUCGUUGGAGGAAGAAGAUGAACCUUUCGAGGUAGAGGAGAAUGAUGGAAACAGAGACAGAGAUAAAUUCUUUAUAAAAGAGAAGUACAAUACUGUGCGCAAAUUAAAAAAUCUCGCUAAACCAACCAAAAAUCUUUACAAUCUAAUAAAAAAACCAAAACCAUAAUUUGAAUAAAUAUACAUACAUAAUUUAUGAAUAAAGAAUAAUGUUGCCCCCAAAAAAUAUAUACAUAAUUUAUGAAUUAAAAAAUAGGUGUAGCCUAAGAGAUCACAUAGUUUUUAUAAAAUUACAAACUACAGAACUUGAAAGCUUCUUACUCAUUUCUCUUUGAAUUGAAUAAUAACACCAUUAACUCUCAUAAUUAGAUGUAUUUUAUUUCUAAUUUAUGAACACUAUAAUCAUUUUACAUUCUGCUAUUAUUAUCUUUAAUAUAACCCAAAACAUUUAUAGAUUUCAUGAAACAAAAACUAUCACUAACAAAUAAGUUACCUUCACUAAAACAUUUCACCCAUUUUCACUAAGUUUCUGACCAGUAACUUUUUUUUUUGAAACACUCUAACCGGUAACUAUCACCGAAACAUUAGGAACAAACAAGGAAAAAACAGAAAAUAAUAAAAUUUCAAUAAUAAUUAUUCUUUAUCAAAAUUUAUUGGCCAAGUCGUAGCUGUCCAUCCUUCAGCAGGCGAUCGAUACUACCUGAGGGUCCUCAUUAAUAAGAUUAAGGGUCCUAGAAGUUACGACGAGCUAAAAACAUACAACGACGUGAAAUACCCGGACUUCAAAUCAGUUUGCCACGCACGAGGCCUUUUGGACAAUGAUGUUGAAUGGCUCGAGAGUAUGUCGGAGGGUGCUGGAACGGCCAGCCCAUACCAGCUUCGUGAUUUGUUCGUCACAUUCCUAAACAACUGCUUCGUCGCAAGCCCUAAAGGAAUAUGGGAACACUCAUGGAAAUCAAUGAGCGAGGACAUACUUCACAAGAGGCAAAGGAUCUUAGGCCACGCGAAUCUGGAACUGGACGAUAAUACCCUGGAGCAAUACACAUUGAUAGAAGUUGAAAAGUUGAUGCACAUGCAAGAUCGCUCCUUAAACGAUAUUAAAGAUAUGCCGAAGAUCAACCCUGUUUUGCUCCAGGAAUUGGGGAACAGUUUGUGGAACCAAGAAAUAGAUUACGAUGUUGCGGAGGAAACACUAAGACAUGACAAGCAGUACAAAUUGUGAUAGUUCUACCAGUUGCUUCUUCGGGAAUAGCCGCAUUGCUACUACCAAACGGGAGAACAGCUCAUUCUCGCUUCAAUAUUCCAUUGAAGCUCGACGAAGAUAAGCUUUGCAACAUCAAACCAGGUACAAUGCUUUCUGAACUAAUUGAGGAAACGGACCUCAUAAUUUGGGAUGAGGCACCUAUGACACACAAACAUGCUUUCGAAGCAUUAGACAAGUCGUUGAAGGACAUAAUGUCUAUCAAAAAUCCACCCGCAAAGAAUCAGCCUUUUGGCGGCAAAACAGUUAUGUUAGGUGGUGAUUUCAGACAGAUCCUACCAGUCAUUCCGCAAGGUGGAAGAGCUGAUACUGUAUUAGCUUCGAUAAGCCAUUCAUAUAUAUGGAAUAGCUGCCAGAAGUUCUCUUUGAAAACAAAUAUGCGAGUAAAUCAGGAUGAGAAAGAGUUUUCUGAAUGGCUUCUCAGAGUCGGGGAAGGUCGUCUAGAAGCAGAACAAGAAUAUGAGGAGGAUGGGUACCAUGACCAAUUCAUAGAUAUCGAUGAAUCAUUGAUUUGUCAGAGUUUUGUUGACCCAUUGAAAGAAGUUGUUGAUGCCGCAUAUGGACAAAUCAGCAGCCCGAUGAAUUCCAAGACUUCCUACACCGAUAAAGCUAUCCUCACACCCCGUAACAAAACCGUUGAUGAAAUCAAUGCUUACACCAUCUCACGGACCGACGGGGUAUCAAGAGAUUACUACAGCUCAGACAGCUUUGAGUUAUCAGAUACUACAUCAGAUCAAAAUGAUAGACUAUACUCCAUUGAGUAUCUUAACUCAUUGGAAUUCUCGGGUUUGCCUUCGCACAAACUUACUCUGAAAGUUGGUGCCCCAGUUAUGCUUCUCAGAAACAUAAAUCAGAAAAAUGGAUUAUGCAAUGGUACGCGGAUGAUCCUAACCCACGUUGGUGAACGCGUUCUGAAGGCCGAGAUCAUCACUGGAUCCCACAUUGGAGAAGAGGUCUUGAUCCUAAGAAUUGUGUUUUUGUAUGAUGAAACAAAAUUACCGUUCACAUUACGUCGGCGGCAAUUUUCUAUCAGAUUGUGCUACGCAAUGACAAUCAACAAAAGCCAAGGCCAGAGUUUAAAAGAGGUCAUCUUAUAUCUGCCUCAACCAGUCUUCUCUCAUGGUCAACUUUACGUGGUCCUCUCCCGUGUCACAAGCAAAGCAGGAUUAACGAUCAUCAAAACUGAAGAUCCCCACCAGCUGAAAGUGAAGAAUAUAGUCUACAAAGAAAUAUUCAAAGGCCUUCAUCCCGAGACAAGUAAUUUUAAAUAAAUUAUUUUUUUCCUCUCAUCUUUUUCAGAAAUCUGAUAAAAUAUUAUAUUCACAGAUUAACAAUCUCGAAAAUAUAUCGACCAAGCGAUGAUACAAGCCAAUAAAGAAGAGACUUACACAUAGGUUUACUCCACCUAAGCCAGGUACAAAACUUUUAAUAUAAAUAGCAAUACUACUAUAUUCAACUAAACUUAUGCUGACUAACUAUUCUUAUCCAAUUUCAGGUCUUUUCUUUCUCAUGACCCUCAAAAAAACUUCUGAUCUGCGAAAGACUUAAUCUGCUUCCUCCCUUAUCUACUUUACUUACAGUUUUUUUGGCUUUUAAACAUUUGCGUAAACUCGAUAUACACAAAUUUUCAGACAUAUUAUAACACACAAUCCUUCCAUCUCAAACAAAAAUAUUGAUUACCAACACACUUUUUUGCGUUCAAACAAUCAACACCUAAAUCUAAUAUGAUAUUCUGGUUCAACAUUUUCAUAGAAAAUAACCCGGGCGUAGCUCGGGAACUGACCUAGUAUAUGUAGAAUUUGGAUGAGAAAUUUUCUUCAAGUGACACGUUAACGUAUUUGUUUUUAAAUCAUAAGGCUACCACGUGGCAGUCAACACUUAUUUUCUUUUGUUAGCCGACGUGGGAUUAGCUUUUUAGUUUUUUUUUUUUUGUGCUUUUUCUUUGAUGUUGAUUUUCUAUUGUUUUUUAUGAUAUAUCUUACAUUGACAACAUUUUUGGUUCAUGUGUUACCAAUAAAAUAAAUAUUUCUAACAAAUCUGAGAUGUGUGAUUUUGAUGAAAAUGAACCAACAUAUUUAAAAAUAUAUAUAUUGGAAACUAGUUUAGUUAGUGUAUUUAAAUAUUCGUAACUAGAUAAUAUACAUUAAAUUAGCAAUGAUUUUCUUGUUAAAAUUAAAUAUCUAUAUAUUUUUUAAUAAUAAUAUUCACAAAUUAUCAUACUAUAAUAUACUUUUAUAUUAUAUAUUUAGUUUCUUAAAAUAAAAUAAGUAAAAAUAAAAACUAAUCCUCGAAUACUCUCCAAUUUAUCUCUAAUUAGUUGUCAAAUCACUAGAUCCAUACGGACAGAACAUGACAGUUUUACUUUUAUCUAAUCAAUUUUGAAUACCAUACCACCAAAGCAACCUUUAUUUAAUGGGUAUGUAUAGUUUGUGUAUUGUGUUAAUGGUACACAUACGUACAAAUCAAACCACAGAAGGAAACUUUAUAAACUGAUUGUCUUAGUUUACGGGAACAUGAAGUUCAGGUCGUUCAGACAAUAUCCGAGGCGGCGCAGUUUCUUCAUCAGAAGAGAAACCAGAGAAUAUCGUAUCCUAAUUGAAAACAAAGGUUUAAAUAUCUCU